GAAGGUGUGUCUGCUGGGAUUGUGGAAGGCACAUGUCAACAGCUGAUCUGGGCCAUAUACACUUACACAGUAUAAAGCUCUUGAAAUAACAAGAGCAACACACAAUAAUGGACUUGCUAAAGGAGCAGGGUGAAGAUCGGCCUCUUUUCUCCCAUCACAUUUGCGAAAACUGGAAGUUUAAAUUUUUACCAUUUUGUUGUAUUUAUAUCAAGUUCAAGUAUCAUUCUUUACAUUUACAGUAAACUGAUAAAAAAUAAAAUAGCAAGUAUCAGGAAAAAAACUUCA
Messenger RNA from Acanthoscelides obtectus, 285 nucleotides. The record is from the annotation of a GenBank genome assembly. NCBI's taxonomy places the organism in Eukaryota, Metazoa, Arthropoda, Insecta, Coleoptera, Chrysomelidae.